AGAACGGGAAAGUCCUCCGCCCCCUUCCCCAUAACAUCUCAAAUGAAAGCAGUUCCGUAUUCCGUGCCGCUAUUACAACCAUCACUUUCAAUAGCCCAAAUUCGGUCAAGCCUGUUUGUAAAAAUCAUUGCGCAUCAUCGACAUGGACCCAUCAUAGAAGGUCUGUCUAAAAGGUAUGUUUAAUUACCUUUGAUGUCAUGAAGGACGAGAAGGCCAGGGGCCCUUCAGCAGUUGAGCCACGGAGUGGUUAAUCUGUUCUCCCUUCAUUCCCACUUUGGUAACUUGACAAUGACAUCACAUAGAAAUCACCUGGUGAAGGACUUCAACCAUUUCAUCACCUGUUAUGUCUGUAAAGGGUACCUGAUCAAGCCAACUACUGUGACAGAGUGCCUGCACACCUUUUGCAAAAGCUGUAUAGUCCAGCAUUUUGAGGACAGCAAUGAUUGCCCAAAAUGUGGUAUCCAGGUUCAUGAAACGAAUCCCUUGGAGAUGUUAAGGCUGGACAACACUCUUGAAGAAGUGAUAUUCAAACUUGUGCCUGGUCUUAGAGAAAAGGAACACCAGCAAGAGAUUGAAUUUUGGAGAAGAAACAAAUCGAAAGAAAAUUCGAAUGAGGAUGGCCCUAUAUGUAAGAAAGCCCGAGUAGAUGAAGAUGAUGAUGAUAAAGGUGAUGGUGACUACCACAGGAGUGAUACUCAGAUAGCCAUCUGUCUGGACUGCUUGCGUAACAAUGGGCAGAUAGGAGAGAACAUUGUUAAGGGUUUAAUGAAAAAAUUUAUUCGCUGCUCAACAAGAGUGACUGUUGGAACAAUUAAGAAGUUUUUAAGUCUGAAGUUAAAGCUUCCCAGUUCGUAUGAGCUAGAUGUUCUAUGCAAUGGUGAGAUCAUGGGUAAAGACCACACCAUGGAAUUCAUCUACAUGACCCGCUGGAGGCUUCGGGGAGAAAAUGUAUACCCAAUGGUACUUGAAUAUCGACCACGCAUCGACUUUGGCUAGGUUGAAAUACUCUGCACUAAUUUCAUCCUAUGAACAGACAGCGAAUUGAAUGGACCAGUUCUGAAGAUGUACUCUACCCAUCUCUUCUGUUUAGUUUCGUUCUUUUUUUUGUUAAAAGAUUGUCAUUUACAACAUUGUGAAUUAUAUUUCUUCCGUGUUGUGGUUUAUUUACUAAAGUGAUGCAAAAGUCAUGUUUAAAGGCCUUCCGUAAUUUGCAUAUGAUGGUAGCUCCCUUUAAAAAUGUCACGUUAUGAAAAUGUAAGUAAAUGCGGCAGUGCCUUUUCCAUUACAUCCUCUUAUGAAGAGAUUCAGGCAGACGUUGAGUUUAUAAAGAGUUGUUUUUACAGAAUUGUUGCCUUUUGUGUUCUAUGGACAAAACAAGCCCUACAAGGUUUUGAAAAACAUAAGGGUGAGUGUCAGAAUGUGAAUUUUAGGGUUUAAUAUAAGCUCCUGGUGUUUAAAGCUUAUGGGCAUGAUUAGAACUUCAAACAUCCUCUAAGGCUUUUAAGCUGGUCUGUUUUUGAUUUUGCGCACUUAAGGGGUUUUAUUUAUUAUUGGCCAUACCUCUAUGCUCUCAAAAAUGCCGUUUCUUUUAUAUGGUUUUGGUGACUUCUGCAUAUGUGCCUCAUUUAAAAAAAAAGUUGAAUUUAACUUUGCUAAACACAUCGAAUAGAGGCUUAAAAAUGUUAUCAUACUUCCGUGGCAUCAUAAUUGAGAAACAAUUCAGUUUUACCGUCAUUUCAUUUUGGUUUAUGGAUGGCAGGCAAUGAGUUAAAAUCUUCCUAACAAUAUGUAAUGCUCUGGUUAUUUUUUUUUUUUUUUUUUUUUACUUUGGAUUUUAUAGAAACAUAGGUAUAAUGUUAAUUGCUUUCUUAAAUCAAAGCUUUUGAGUCAUGCUUGCCUGUUUUAUGUCAGAAUAAAAACCGAAUCAAGGAGUCCAAAGAAAGAAAUGUCAAAGCAAAGGAAGAAACCAUACUUAAUUCUUGCAAAAUAGAAUUAAGGGAUUUGCUGGGCCACAUUACAGUAUAUUAGUCUGGUCAUAUUGCACCAAAGACACUCUACAGCAUCUGACCACAUAGCAUAACAGGCCAAAAAACUGUUUGCUUUGCAACUAUACUCACAAGAGACCAUGUGGCAAAGAUAAAGCUUGAAUUUCUGAGCAUGGAACAAAACAACCUAAUUUCUCAGAGUUCAAUUUUGUUCCAGUAUAUUUGUGAAUUUUUCCUUAAAAAUCUCCCUGAAACAUAACUUCUGAUAAAAUCACAUACAUUUGAGUUGUUUCUGUUUCCAAAAAUAGAAAAUAUUAUUUUGCAAUUGUUUUCACAUUAAAAAGGUGACUGAAAUAUAAAAUAAUGUACGGACACUGAAUAAUAUUUGUUUAGAAUGGUCCCUUGAAUGUCCUUGUACUGCAAUGAUAAACAUGUAUUUUUGUAAGAAGCCCUUGUAGAUAUUUUAUCUUUAAAAAAAAUGGAUAUAUAUAUGUUGUAUGUAACAAACAUGAAAUGCUGCUUAGAAUAUUCUAUUUUUUUUCAAUGUAAAGUUCCUGAGGUGAUUCCUAUAGAUUAGAAAUGUAUACAACAUAUGACUUGUAUACUUGAGUUAUUGUAUUUGUGUGUAUUUGUCCGGAAAAAAAUACACUCUUGAAUAUCGAUGA
This is a messenger RNA of Pimephales promelas (fathead minnow), 2650 nucleotides long. RefSeq names its product polycomb group ring finger 5b (gene pcgf5b). NCBI's taxonomy places the organism in Eukaryota, Metazoa, Chordata, Actinopteri, Cypriniformes, Leuciscidae. The record is from RefSeq and is a predicted model, not a curated record.